Arabis nemorensis is the source of this 1062-nucleotide messenger RNA. The record is from the annotation of a GenBank genome assembly. NCBI's taxonomy places the organism in Eukaryota, Viridiplantae, Streptophyta, Magnoliopsida, Brassicales, Brassicaceae.
AUGGCGGCGGAUAUGCCGGAGGCAACAGUACAGAACAUUCUGGACCAAGAGUCUCUUAAAUGGGUUUUCGUCGGAGGGAAAGGAGGUGUCGGGAAGACGACAUGCAGUUCUAUCCUCGCAAUUUGUCUCGCCAGUGUUCGAUCCUCCGUUCUCAUCAUCUCCACCGACCCGGCUCACAAUCUCAGUGAUGCGUUUCAGCAACGCUUCACUAAAUCUCCCACUUUGGUUCAAGGCUUCUCCAAUCUCUUUGCCAUGGAGGUGGAUCCUACCGUUGAAACUGAUGACAUGGCUGGUCCAGACGGGAUGGAUAGUUUAUUCUCUGAUUUAGCAAAUGCGAUUCCUGGAAUCGAUGAGGCAAUGAGCUUUGCUGAGAUGUUGAAGUUGGUGCAAACAAUGGACUAUGCAACUAUUGUGUUUGACACAGCUCCAACUGGACACACUCUCCGCCUGUUACAGUUCCCUGCCACGCUAGAGAAGGGGCUUUCAAAGUUGAUGUCUUUGAAGAGUAGAUUUGGUGGCUUGAUGAACCAGAUGAGCCGUAUGUUUGGCAUGGAGGAUGAGUUUGGGGAGGAUGCUCUGUUGGGAAGACUUGAGGGUUUGAAAGAUGUGAUUGAACAAGUAAAUCGGCAAUUCAAAGACCCGGAUUUGACAACGUUUGUUUGUGUCUGCAUCCCCGAGUUCUUGUCUCUCUACGAAACAGAGAGACUUGUUCAGGAACUCGCCAAGUUUGAGAUUGACACACAUAACAUUAUCAUCAACCAAGUAUUAUACGACGACGAAGAUGUGGAAUCCAAGUUGCUUAGAGCAAGGAUGCGGAUGCAACAGAAGUAUCUGGAUCAGUUCUAUAUGCUAUACGAUGACUUCAAUAUAACAAAACUUCCUCUGCUUCCGGAAGAGGUCACAGGGGUUGAAGCCUUGAAGGCGUUCUCUCAUAAGUUCUUGACGCCGUACCAUCCACCCACGAGCAGAAGCAAUUUAGAGGAAAUGGAGAGGAAAGUACACACAUUGCGUUUGCAGUUGAAAACAGCUGAAGAAGAACUCGAACGGAUGAAGAGUGGCUAA